This is a messenger RNA of Rangifer tarandus platyrhynchus (Svalbard reindeer), 387 nucleotides long. Lineage: Eukaryota; Metazoa; Chordata; Mammalia; Artiodactyla; Cervidae. The record is from the annotation of a GenBank genome assembly.
AUGAGGGUGAGGCCCCCGGGGUGCUCAGGGGCUCUGAGCAGACCACUGGGAGUCCUUCAAAGGACUGAGGUGAUUGGGAAGUCAGAAGCCUCCAGACUAGUUAGUUAUGGAACACCAACCUCCUGUUACCCAGGAGAAGAUGAAGACCUCCUAUCAAUUAAGGUCCAGAAAAAAUGUCGAGGUGAGCUGAACCCAGCCAAACUCCUCCUGCCCAUCGACCCCACCCCAAAAGACCCCCUCCCCUGUCCCUGCCUGGCACAUAACCCUUCUCUGCCCACACCCCUUCUCCUGAAGCCAUCGUUCCCACCCGUCUUCACCCUCUUCCCUAAACCAGUGCCAUUCUUUACUGCCUCUCUUGUUUUCUCCAGGUGGCCAGGGGAACCGUAA